UUGAACAGUUCACACAGCGGCUCGCUUCAGAGGGUCUGUUCAGUUCAAACAUCGACUCGACACCUGAAACGUUCACGUAAGUCUUUUAACCCUUGAGGACGCCUGUUUGUCCUCUGGCGAGAGCGUGUUUGUGAGAUUUGUGGUUGUAAACUUGAAUGGAUCCUCGGGUGGCUUGGAUUCAGCCCGAACAGAAAGGACCUGCCAACGCUUUAUGGAUGCGCGUGUGGGAAACCUCGCAGAGACGAAACCACCGUCACCCUCUGCAGGGGAACACCUCUGCGCUGGCGGCCGGUUUUGUGAGACCGUUAACGCUGGUUCCCAACACCACACCUGGAAAUCCGGUUAGCAGCUGCACCGGUCAACUUUAUAAUGAUGGUGGUGCCCUGAGACCCCCAAACGGCUGUCCUGGUCCUCCACCUCCGUGUGUCACUCCUGUCGAACUCAAUGGUUGUGACUCGUUAUCACCGAUAUCUUCAGGAGAUUCCGAGAGCGACAGUCCAACAUCAGACUCUUCUUCUGGCUCCGGUGACAGUACGAGCAGUAUUCCAGCCAGACUUCACUUUAACUUCACUGAACACAUGCACAAUGUCAAUAACUGUUUACAACAACAACAUUAUCAGCGCCGACAGACGCAAAUAAUGAUAGAAAACCAUCACAAACACCAUCCAGGACGAAAGAGACAUGACAAUAAAGCGAGCACAUACGGAAUAAAUUACUUUCUGUCCCACUCCAGUGGCAGUUAUUUAUGUGGAACACCUUGGGCAACCAGAAGAUACAGUCCAGGUAUUAAUGGCCUCCAUGAGGAGAUUGUGGACUUUUAUCAUUUCAUGUCUCCACGUCCAGAGGAGGAGGCAAUGAGGAGAGAUGUGGUCAAUCGUAUUGAAGCUGUGAUCAAAGACCUGUGGCCUACAGCAAAGGUUCAAAUCUUUGGUAGCUUCAGUACAGGACUUUAUCUUCCUACCAGCGAUAUUGACCUGGUGGUGUUUGGAAAAUGGGAACAGCCACCUCUACAGCAGCUGGACCAGGCACUCAGGCAGAAGAACAUGGCUGAGCCCUUCUCCAUUAAACUACUUGACAAAGCUACGGUACCAAUAAUUAAACUGACUGACAGAGAGACAGAUGUGAAGGUGGACAUCAGCUUUAAUGUUGAAACUGGUGUCAAAGCAGUUCGUUUUAUAAAGGACCAUCUUAAGAAAUACUCUGUGCUGCCAUACCUGAUCUUUGUACUGAAGCAGUUCCUGCUCCAAAGAGAUCUGAACGAGGUGUUUUCAGGCGGCAUCAGUUCCUACAGCCUUAUUUUAAUGGGCAUCAGCUUCCUGCAGCUUCAUCCCAGAAUAGACUGCAAAGCCUCCAAUAUUAACAUUGGCAUCCUGCUCAUAGAGUUCUUCGAGUUGUAUGGGAGGCAUUUUAAUUAUCUGAAAACGGGCAUCCGUGUGAAGGAUGGAGGAGCAUACCUGGAUAAAGAGGAGAUCGUGAAGGUCAUGGAGAAUGGAUACAGACCCUCAAUGCUGUGUAUUGAGGACCCAAACUUACCUGGAAAUGAUGUUGGCCGGAGCUCUUAUGGUGCCAUGCAGGUAAAGGAGGUGUUCAACUACGCAUAUCUCAUCUUGAGUCACGCUGUAUCUCCACUAUCACGCUCCUACCAUAACAGAAACAUGGAGAGCACAUUGGGGCGCAUCAUUAAAGUGACCCAAGAAGUGAUUAACUAUAGGGAGUGGAUCAUUCACCAGUGGGAAAACAGACACAAUGCCAAGAUGGACAGAAAAGUCCAGAAUGCUGGAGAAGACUCAGAGGAGCAGAACUUGAGUGAGAAGCAGAGAGACUCCUCAUCACCUCACAGUGCAGGCUCACCUGUGUCCCUGUCCAGCCUUAAACAUCACUCUUCGUCCUCUUCAUCUUCCUCUGUGUCCUCAGUCUCUGGUAGUGAUAUUGAUUCUGACCCGCCAAGCAGAGCUUCUGUUCUUCAAGAGAUCUUCCCAGUGUCCUGUGUGAUUGAUGCCAGUCAGAAUCCACAGAGGAAGACAAACACAUCUGGAGCAUUCCUGCUUUCCAGAGGUCAGUCACACCCGCUACUCUGCAAACCGUGUAUGGAUGGGUCAACUUAUGUGAAUGGAGUGGUCCACAUCUCUCCCCCGGUCUAUUCCAGCUCAAUACCCAGCCCCAGUCACCAUGCUAAUUUUCAGAAUGGCCAAAGGUUCAUUGUAAAAGGGGCUCAACACUCCAAUGGUUUUGAGCGCAAUGACAUGCCUGGCCUCAGAGGACAUCAGCCUCAGUAUGGUCGUAGCAGCUGGCAACGUCAGAGGAGGGACACUGCUCUCAUAAGCCUCAGCAGAUAGUGCCACCCACUCUGCUGGGCAUUCCUUUGGUUUCAAAGGUAGCACUUCCACUUAAGAUGGGCACCUCGCCAUGUUACACGUCAUGGCUCUACUGCACUAUUGAGUGUUUCUUCCAGUCCAGCUCUACCUGUGACUACACAUUUGGACUUACCCGUUUUCAUUUUACAUUUUCAUCUCUGUUCUGUCAUGACAUUUCUGUUUGUGUGACAUUGUCCGAUUCCUUUUUGCUUCUCUUUUUUGGGAAUGUUUUUGAUAACCGAAGUCAGUUUGGCAGUACUGCUAGGCUGUGCUUGUUUUUGUACUGUAAAUCUUUACAUUAAGUACCAUCUUUGUGCAAUAUGGGUGUUUUUAUUUGUUUUUAGUUCAAUUUUAAGUUAAUCUUAAGUUUUUUUUAGGUUUAAAUGUAAGAUGACAUCCACUGUGGCUCGCUUUGGAUGUACAAAGAAUUUUAUCAUGUUCAAAUCCCUGUCACAACCAGUUUUAUUGUUGGGAUUGUGGUUUUGUGCAUGCUAAAAUCUUGAAUGUACUACUUGCCCAUCUGCUGGCCUUUCAGACAUGCACUUCAGUUUUUGUGCCAGCUAAUAAUUGCUUUCUACCAAAAUCAUCUCCUCUCUCUCAGACUUGUAUACUGCCAUACGUUUAAUGCUUAAGUCUUACAUGUAUUUAUUUUAAUGCAUUAAAAGGAUAGUUCACCCAAAAUGUAAAUGAUUUAUAAUUUACUCAACUUUUGUUUUGUUUAAAACCCAUAUGACCAGCUUGCAUGGAACACUAAAGAACAUUCAACACUUCCAUUGUAUGGAAAAAUCAUGCAAUGAAAGUGAAUGGUGACUGAGGCUUAUAUUCUGCCUAAUGUCUCAUUUUGUGUUACACUGGAAAAAAAACGAGUCAUUGAUUUUGAAGAACAUGAGGGUGAGUAAAUGUUUUUUUUUUUUUUUGGAUGAGCUAUCCCUUUUUUACAUAUUUGAGGAUGAAAUGAAUGUGCUGACUUUGGUUAACCGAUCAGUAUUCUUUUAAAUUUUGUUUACACAAGGGAUCACUUAUGUCCGUACUACUUAUAGCAGUGCAUGCCCUCCUAACCAGUUCCAUAUUUCCUUCCUUUGGGGUGUUUUCCCCACCCUUAAAUGCAUGUAACAGACUAAUGUUGCCUUUUUGGACUUAUGUUCUGCCACCAGAUGGAGAUCUUGAUCUGUGUGUUGUCCACUUUUUAUCACUUUGAAGGGUCUUGAGAGAGGGUGAGUUUUGUGGCAAUGCAGUUUUUUAACUUUAGCUGUCAAACACUAAACUAUAUAUACAGACCAAAUGCAGUCUUCAAACCUGCAUGCAGGUCCUGGUUGAAUGUAAUGUAUAAUGUCUUAAAUUUAAGACUUGUUUUUCAGUUUACAUUUUUAUGUAUGUUUUGUACUCAAAUUAUUUUUUUAAAUAAACAUUUUAA
Myxocyprinus asiaticus (Chinese sucker) is the source of this 3768-nucleotide messenger RNA. Its product is annotated as terminal nucleotidyltransferase 4A-like. The transcript has 13 exons. Gene Ontology annotation, cellular component: TRAMP complex; nucleolus. Gene Ontology annotation, molecular function: poly(A) RNA polymerase activity; mRNA binding. The record is from RefSeq and is a predicted model, not a curated record. The coding region runs from base 156 to 2336 and encodes 726 amino acids. Gene Ontology annotation, biological process: RNA 3'-end processing. Lineage: Eukaryota; Metazoa; Chordata; Actinopteri; Cypriniformes; Catostomidae.